Molecule: messenger RNA, 5280 nt
Organism: Malaya genurostris
Lineage: Eukaryota; Metazoa; Arthropoda; Insecta; Diptera; Culicidae
Gene: ich
Product: ichor
Exons: 3
Coding region: 2193-3770 (525 amino acids)
Biological process (GO): embryo development; regulation of transcription by RNA polymerase II; embryonic pattern specification
Cellular component (GO): nucleus
Molecular function (GO): RNA polymerase II transcription regulatory region sequence-specific DNA binding; DNA-binding transcription factor activity, RNA polymerase II-specific
Source: RefSeq, a predicted model, not a curated record
UGCUAUAUGCGUUUGCUGCGCCCUGACGUCGUCCCACGACAGCGUGUCCGGUCUGGCUGCUUCCGCGUAACGAGUGCCCCCCAGUGUUCCGAGUGGGUGUUCUAGAACUUCUCCGGUCACUAGAACUCGGUGUGAUCGAUCAAGGAUAUCUUAUCGUAGAAGGUGGAACGGCGGGUUCAUCGUGAAUGUGAAUACCGAGUAACUUAGAGUUCCCUAAUGACCUACUUCGGUUUCCCGACCGAGUGUGUGAGUGGGAUCGAAAGUGCUUUCAGUGGAGGAAUCGAGUGACUUGAUCCGCUGGGAGGAGAUUGAUCCCUUGAAAAGGAUUGAAGCGAAUGGGUGAUGUUGGAAAAGGAUAUUGACCCCGAGAGAAAAGGAUGAAAAAAUGUGAGGAAGUUUUUGAGGCACAUGAUUUUGGCCGAAAAUAAAAUCGGCAACUAAUGACAACGCGACGACUAAAAUAAAUCAUUAGUGUAAACAUCUGCCCAAAGUAGGCCGAGAACUUGAAGCUUUUAGUGUGCUUUAGAAAUUUGUGAAAAGGUGUCAAGUCAGGGGAAGAAAACUUGAAAACUAUCUUACUCUUUAGUAGGUUGACCUACAUUCUUCCACACGAGUGAUUCGAGUCUCUCCGCAAAGUGGCGACGUCAUCACGGUCGGAUUAGUGGCUGCGGUUGCCUUGAUCGUGAUUUUCAUUCAUGAGAGCGCAUGUUCGCGAGAGAAAUUGAGCGUAGUGGAAGAAAGUUGCCAGCCGAAAUAGUGUGUGAGUGAGUUGGUUCCACCUAUUGCUCUUGGCGUUGGCACGUUUUUUGUGUUUUACUGUGAAUAUAUUUGGAAUUGGCAACUUUUUCAUAACGACAAUUGUGACAUAUUCAGUGAUACUUACCCGUCUGGAAUAGGAGCAAAAGGCACGGCGAAAAAAAAUAUAUCACCGCUGGUAAUACAUUUAUGAAUGCAGAUGACCCGGAUAUUAAAAAUACUGAGACUACACGCUAUUGUUGCGAUUUGCAUUUAAUUGUGUCAAAGCUGUCCGACGUUCUGCGCUUCCAUGGAUAUGUGUUAAUUAGAUUGGCGCACAGCAGAGGAGAAAGAGAUAACAAAGGGGAAACGUUGAUAGUGAACAGUGAAAAAAAACAACAACCAUCGUACACAACCAGUGAUCUGAUUAAGAUCCGCGCCCCGUACCUUCCGAUCGUUACGCUGGAGGCUUUGCCGUGACAGCGUGGUUUAGUGAGCGAGGCGUGCUGUUUAACAAAAAAAAGAGGGUGACGAAAACGGAAGAAAGGAAAAAUUAAAAAAUUUAAAAUGUAUUGAGGUGAACCUAAUGAGAGCAAAACAGCCUACAGAGGUAGGCCGCAUCUAGUAAACCCAAAUAUUGUGUGACACCAGUGCGAGCUAAAUUGACUAGAUUAGUGCGUGAUUUGUUUGAGUUACCACAUUCCAAAAUAACCGAAAGUGAAAAGUGUCAUUCCCGAGGAAAGCUGAUUCACCGUUGGAUACACCAAAGUGUUCUUAACUUCUAACCCACCAGGAAGAAAGGACUAUUUUGUAUAUACGCGUCGCAGCAGCAGUCUUCUUAUAGGCAGAGCAGCAAAAUUUGAAUCUCCCCGAAAAAUAAUUUUCUCGGUUUCUCAAAUUUUCUUCGCCUAUCUGUCUUUGUUGGAUCCACAAACUUCCGGCUUGUACAGGAUACCUCUAAACUUUUUUUCAGUGUAGUUCUAAAUCUAGCUAAAAUCGUUUAAAAUUCAAUUUACGUACUAAAAGUGCCCAGACACUGCCUUCCGGAUCGAUCGGAAAGGGAACUACACUCACGCACGGUGAGUCCAGUGUUCGGAAAAGUGAACUCAUAAAUAGGGAAAGAUUAGCCCGAUGGCACCGAUUUGACCUGACCUGACCUGACCUUACCAGCGCCAUUUAUGCCAGUACACCUGCGUGCAGAAGUGAUCCCAUUGUGUUAGCCUGUGCUCAGCGCUGAACGAUCGUGACGCCAUCAGGCAGCCGGCUUGGCGGUGGCGACGGCAUCAACGAGAGGUCGCUGAACUGCGUGUCGUUCGGUUGGAUUUGCGGGCAGUGCGUUAUUAUGUUUGACCAUGUGCUACCGGAUACCUCUCCCAACAUCGAUCAACUACUUUAGGAUUCGUUGAAAAAAAAGUUCGGGAAGCAAUAUCGUACGAAUUAGUUUACUACGAAAAUCUAUGGUGAACUACACCAUGAGCGGUCAGAACGAAUCGGACGUGGAGAGUCUGCUGAUGAGCCCUUGCUGGAACCAGUCGACUAGUGUACAGGACCAAUACAUACUGGAUGGACACAAGCUGCUGCUGGAUGCGGAACUAGAAUCGCUACCGAGUGAUUCUGAGACGCAGAAGAGUUCGAUGGAUGUGCUGGAGAACUUACUGCUAAAUUCAACCUCAAUCAACAGCAGUAACUCCAGCAACGAUGGCGACGUCAAACCACUGCCAUCGUUUACAUCCUUCAACACGGGACAUCUGUCCAUCAAUGGGAUAUCCGGGUAUCACUAUACAGCGAUCGCACAACGGUUGCCGGAGGAGAACAACAACUAUUCACAGAACUCGUUUCAAAAUGGCACGAGCAAUGGAAGUAAUGGUGACAACAAUAUCGUUUCCUCCUCAACGUGUCUACCGGAUUCGGUGAUGAAUCCGGAUGGAAAUGGGGCCGAUAGUUGCCUGCAGGACGUGAAGCUUUUUUCGGAUAGUUCUAUUGACGGGAAAAUAUAUUCCACAAGCGCCGAUAGUUGCGUGAUAAGUGGUCCCGAUUCCGUGUCCGGAGCCAGAAUAUUCGUCGACUCCAAGGAGCUGUCCGAAUAUGACAUGAGCUCGAUUGAGGAUAUUGCGGCGAUUAUUGGAUCAGCGAUAGCGGACACUACUGUACCAAACAAUAAGGUAGAGAAAGAGGAUGGGAACGAUACCAGGGACUCGUGGAUGGAUUUGGAUGCUUGGAUCGAAGGUACCUGUACGACUCCGGAGAGUAAAUUGAUCGUAUCGCAACAGGAUUCACUCAGUGAAUUAAUCCUACCUCAUUCUCCCGUUCAUACGGCCGGUUCGACACUGCAGAGCUUGCUGACGCAUGGGUAUAUGCCACUGCUACAGAACCGGUUACAGAAUGGUCCACCGAUCAAAAUUGAAACACCCACCUCGACGUCCUACUGUGGCGAACUGAUAUCGACUUCAACUAGUCCACCGGGUUCGGUAGUGUCCACUACCGACAAUCUGAUCCUGAACGGAAGGUACCUGCAAAAUCAUCAAAAUUCCCACUUUGCCCUCAGUAUGGGUUUGAAACCCGAUGGUCUGUGUAGUCCCGACCUUAUGGGAAAUUUUCCGCAUACCACCAGCACAACUCCAACGACACCAAAAAACAAACGACGGCCCCAUAAACAGUCCAAAACUAAUGGUCAUGGGCAUCCCCAGGUGCAGCAGGGCCAACAAUCACAGCAAAACUCAUCCAUCCAGCAGUCGGCAGCCCAGCAAUGCCACCAGCAACAGCUCUCGGCAGCUGCGGCUGCUGCAGCCCAAACUCAGGCAGCACUAAGUUUCCAAGCAGCCAGCGAACUGAGCGGACUCCUCGGUAAAGACAAACCCGUCCACCGGUGCAAUAUCUGCAACCGGGGGUUCCUGAAUAAAAGCAACAUCAAAGUACACCUGCGAACGCACACCGGCGAGAAACCGUUCCGCUGCGAAGUCUGCGCCAAAGCCUUCCGCCAGAAGGCGCACCUCAUCAAACACCAGCAGAUACACAAACGAAUCGGGAGGGAUUGACCAUUAGCAGCAGUAGUGGUUACCACGACGUCCUCCUCCCCGUCCGGCACCGGAUCCGGUCCAGGGCGGAAACGAUCAUCUACCAACUACUGCGCCCAUAACAAUAAUAGCCCCCUGAAUGGGCAUCUCAAUCAUCAGCAGCAUCCCUCCCAGCACAACCAGCAGCAACAGCAACACCACCCUAUGCACCAGGCACAUCAUCAUCAUCAUCAUCUAUCCUCUCUGGUAGCUUCCGGUAUGGGUGCAACGGCCACCAACGGCAUCGGGCUGUCGGAUGAUAAUUCCAUCAGUAAAAAGUUCCGCUUCGUUUCGUUCACGUGACGAACUUACGAUCUCGGACAAACCCCGCAGGCAGGUGCCCUUCGGUUAGCGUUAGCAGCGGCGGACACAAAAAGUACCUCAUGUUUAGUGUUUUUACUACUCCUUACCUUCCUUCCACCGUGGAGGGAAAACCAUUCCCCGAAACAUUCCCCCUUAAUUGUAAAUACCAGUAAUUUAUUUGUAGAAUGAAUCCCAAACCAAGCCAGCAAGCGCGCAGCGAAAGCGACAUCGAAACAGAACAGUGUUUAGUGUGUAGGUAAUUUAUUAAACAAAACAGCAACGGCUGAUACUCCUAUUUACUACUGCUGUUUAAAGCUAGACAAAUCACGCGGAUCGUCCGUCGUAUUCUAAACUUAUUCGACAUCGCAACAGCGUACUUCUUUUCCCGAUUAAUUUUCCAAAAAAAAACUCCAUCUGAUCACCGAUAUUGAAAAAAAAACAAUCACACUACCUUGUGCGCCAUAAAAUUCUCACGUAGGAAGCAAAAUGUAUCGUGUAUGUGUAUAAAGACAGAGACAAAGUUAAAUAAUAAUUACGAGGAAAAAAAAUCAAAUGAAACAAUUAAAACACAUGUGCAAUUUUUAACUUUAAUAUUGUUUGUUUGUAGGAUUGAUCUGCCUAGGUGUUUAACUCCAUCUUUUCCCCACAAUUAGUGACAAGAGUGUUGAUAUAUUUGUAGAAUAAGAAAGUAUUGUGUAAAUAGUUGAAUUCUUAGAUUCGUAAGCGAAGAAAGUCCCUGUUCAGGAUUGACAUUUGUAGAUUCUAUAUCUCUGUGUAUUUUUUUUUAAAGUAUCUGAAAAAUUACUCAGCCCCUUAAUGUGUAAGAUCAAAUUAAAAACAAUCAUCAAAGAUCGAUCCGAUUCCGGCCGCCUCAGCCUAUGAAAUUCCACUUCAACCUUCCGCCUUAAGUUAUUGCGAGCAUCGAACGAUACUCGAAUCUGGCUAACAGUGUUCCUUCUUUUUUUUUCUUUUGGCGUCUCCUACUCGGACAUAGCACACAAGUGUAAGAUAAGACAAAAUAAAAUCAAACAUUCGUACAGUGGAAAAAAUGUUGAAGUACUCCAUUGACUGGUCUCAGCAAAAUGAUUUUAAUUUAUUUACAAUGCGAUCUUUUGUGAACGAACGACUCCACGAGCAGUCUAUCAUUGAUAGGAAAUAAAGUUUACCCUGAAAUGUUGAAUAAAAAAUA